Messenger RNA from Boleophthalmus pectinirostris (great blue-spotted mudskipper), 9658 nucleotides. RefSeq names its product EH domain binding protein 1-like 1b (gene ehbp1l1b). The transcript is spliced from 29 exons. The coding region runs from base 325 to 8967 and encodes 2880 amino acids. The record is from RefSeq and is a predicted model, not a curated record. NCBI's taxonomy places the organism in Eukaryota, Metazoa, Chordata, Actinopteri, Gobiiformes, Gobiidae. Gene Ontology annotation, molecular function: protein binding.
GCUGUUGUACCCCCUGUGAGCACGAGGGAGGGGGCAUUAUAGAUCUUGCCUUUUAUUACAACGAUCCCUCACUCCUUCACAGGGCCGCUCAUGACCACGAGUUUUUUUUUUUGAUGCACCCUAUGACAACACGAAAUUCAGUUCCUCAUUGCGCGCCGAUUCUUUUCUCGUGCGUAAUUCAACUUUAAUCACUAAAUGAAGCGCAAGUCGGAGCUUGUGUGAAGCGAAGCGGCAGCAGUAGCACUCGGAGAGGACCAUUUAAGGAAUAUAUUUGGAUUAUAGUCGCUGAACGGACUCGUGGAGAGCGGAUAACUUUCUGGAGUUAUGACGUCUGUAUGGAAGCGACUACAGCGCGUCGGUAAAAAGGCAUCAAAAUUUCAGUUCGUGGCGUCUUACCAGGAACUUGUCUUGGAGUGUACGAAAAAAUGGCAGCCGGACAAACUGAGGGUGGUGUGGACCAGGAGGAACAGACGCAUGUGCUCCAAGCUCCACAGUUGGCAGCCGGGCAUCAAGAACCCGUACAGAGGGAUGGUGGUGUGGCCCGUCCCCGAAAACAUCGACAUCUCUGUUACUCUGUUCAAGGAUCCUAAUGCAGAAGAAUUUGAGGACAAAGAGUGGACCUUUGUCCUUGAGGGGGAGAACAAGGGCCAUCGUAAAGUGCUGGCGUCCGCAGACAUCAACAUGAAGCGUUUUGCGAGCCCCACUCCAACACAGACUGACCUGACACUGAAGCUCAAGCCUCUGUCGGUGAAAGUGGUGGAGGCCACGCUCAAACUGUCCCUGUCCUGUGUCUUCAUCAGAGAAGGAAAAGCCACUGAUGAAGACAUGCAGAGUCUGGCCAGUCUAAUGAGUGUCAAACCCACUGACAUCGGGAACCUGGACGACUUCAAUGAGAGCGACGAAGACGAGGACAGGAAGUCUCUCAACGCAACAGCUGUUUCACACACUCUCAUUCGCCCAAACCGCCCAGCUCCUCCUCCUCCGUCAGAUCAGAAGCCAUUUGGCCCAUCUUCAGCCUCAUCCCGCCCACCUCUGCCCACCGCCCCUCGCCCUUCUCCACGCCACACCAGGCACUCCUUCUCCUCCGCUCCCGUCCAAUCAGAUCCUCAGCCCUCCCCUGGCCCCUCCCCUCAACCCUCCCCCCGAUCCAAGCAUAAAAAGUCAACCAUUCAAACCUCCGAUGGUAAACCUCAAGAUGUGCCUACCGCAUCUGUAACACUUCCCGACUCACUUCCUGUUGAUGCCGGUAACGUGGCAACCCUGUAUUCUAACAACACUCCCACAGAUUCAACUUCAUCUCCCAUUCCUUUACAAAUGACUAAAACAGAUUCGAAAGAGGUUGCUAUUUCGACUUCUAAACUGGCUCCAAAACAAGAACCAAGAACUGCCCCUUUGCCGUUAGUCUCAUCUGUAGAUAUUAUUAUAAAUUCCACAUCCGCACCCGCCCCUACACAACCUGCUGCCAAACCAAACCUGGAUAUGAAGACCUCUCUCAUCAAGCCCUCAGCACCCCAGUCCGACCCCGUCCCGCAAUCUCUCUCUCAUCCCCCUUCUCUCCCCAAAAUCUUCCAGUCAGGGCCAACAAAAGUUCCUGUUUCUACUCAACACCGCCCCCCAGAGGCUGAAUCUGAACAUGAUGUGACUUCAGCUACUGGCCGCUCACACAUUUUCAAGCCUCACAUCGUCACCCCUGUCGCUCGCCCUUCCUCUCCCUCACCCUUUUCUCCUGAUGCUCCUGCUUCAACUCAAGUUCCUCCUUCUAAAUCUGCUUCAGAGACAGGGGGCGCAGUAGGUGCUCCAGACCCCGCUCCUGUCCCUCUGCUGACCAGUCCAGAUCUGGAUGCCCUGUGUGACCCCCUGACUCCUGCACCUCUCUCCACCCUUCCUCUGUCUUUACCCCAACGUGCACCCGCCCCACAAAUGUCAUCCACCCCUUCUCAAAAUAGUGUUUCUGCAAAGAUACAUAAACGCCACUCAGGACCAUCUCUGAGCAUUGUUGAAGAGGAAACUGUUACAGAGGAAACAAAUAACCAUGUGACUCCAAACAUAAGUAGACCCCAAGAACCAGUGAAAACAACAACUCGACCUGGCACAGCACAAACUGAGAAACAAAGCUCGGGCCAGUCCCACACAGAGCUGAUUGUAGCCCCACCCCCUCCCUGGCCCUUCUCCAUGAGCGACAGCAGUGCUCCUCAGCAGCCCUCCACCAGCGUUGUAGCAGCUUUUAUCACUCCCAAAAGAGAGUUAGACACAAAGCUGGAGCAUACUGCCAGUAAAGUUAACGAUGACACGCCCCCAUUAGCUGAGCUGGAGGAUAUUUUUGAAUCACCCGACCAAUCACAAGACUCCGCUGGUCUGUUUUUGGAGGACGAUGACUCUAAAAGCGACACAAUCAAAAGAUGUCCUCCUGGUUCUGAACAGAAAACGACGGCAGUACAGUCACAAGAAGCACCAAAAGAGAAAGAGAUCAAAAAGAAAGAAGAAGAUCGUAAAAGAGAGGAAGAGAAACGAAAACAUGAGGAGGAGAAGAAAAAACUUUUGGAGCAGGAAAAGAAACGGCUUUUGGAGGAGGAGAAGAGGAGGGUUAUAGAGGAAGGACGAGAGGUUGAGAAGGAAAAGGAGAGACGGAGGCAAGAGGAGGAGAGAUUGCUGAAACAGAAGAAGGAGAGACGUGAGGAAGACGAGAGGAGGAAACAGGAAGAAGGAAAGCGGAGGAAGGAGGAGGAGAGGAAACAAGGGGAGAAGUUAAGGAAAGAGGAGGAGGAGAGGAGGCAAGAGAAGGAAAGGAUUUUAAAGGAAGAAAAGGAGAGGAAGAGAGAGGCGGAGGAACGAAUUAAGCGAGAGGAAGAGAAUAGAAGGAAGAUGGAGGAAAAAAGAUUAAAAGAGGAAAAGGAGAGAAAAGAAAUUGAGGAAAGGAAGAAGAGAGAGGAAGAGGAAAGGAAACGACUUGAGGAGGAAAAGAGGAGGCAGGAAGAAGAAAGAAAACGGGUAGAGGAGGAGAAAAGGAGAAAGAUGGAGGAGAUGAGAUUAAAAGAAGAAAAAGAAAGAAAGGAAAUGGAGGAAAAGAGGAAGCGAGAGGAAGAGGAGAGGAAACGAAAAGAAGCUGAAGAGAAGAAAAGGAGAGAGGAGGAGGAGAGGAGACGAAUUGAGGAAGAAAAACUUAGAAAAGAGCAAGAACUGAGAGAAAAACAGGAGAGAGAAAGAAAACAAAAGGAGGAAGAGGAGAAAAAACUGAUGGAGGAAAAAAGGAAGAGAGAGGAAGAAGAAAGGAAAAUAAAAGAAGCUGAGGAGAAGAAAAGGAGAGAGGAGGAGGACAGGAGGAAAACUGAGGAAGAAAGACUUAGAAAAGAACAAGAACUGAGAGAGAAACAAGAGAGAGAACGAAAACAAAAAGAGAUGGAGGAAAAGAGGAAGAGAGAGGAAGAAGAGAGGAAGCAAAAAGAAGCAGAGGAAAGAAAGAGGAGAGAGGAGGAGGAGAGGAAACGAAUUGAGGAAGAAAAACUUAGAAAAGAGCAAGAGCUGAGAGAAAAACAAGACAGAGAAAGAAAACAAAAAGAAAUGGAGGAAAAGAAGAAGAGAGAGGAAGAAGAAAGGAAACGAAAAGAAGCCGAGGAAAGAAAGAGGAGAGAGGAGGAGGAGAGGAGACGAAUUGAAGAAGAAAAACUUAAAAAAGAGCAAGAAAUGAGAGAUAAACAAGAGAGAGAAAGAAAACAAAAAGAGAUGGAAAAGAAGAAGAGAGAGGAAGAAGAGAGAAAGCAAAAAGAAGCUGAGGAGAAGAAAAGGAAAGAGGAGGAGGAGAGGAAACGAAUUGAGGAAGAAAAGCUAAAGAAAGAGAUAGAAUUGAAAAAGCAGCAAGAGGAGAUGAGACGAAAGCUAGAAGAGAAAAGAUUAAAAGACGAAAAAGAGAGAAAGGAAAUGGAGGAAAAGAGGAGGAGAGAGGAAGAAGAGAGGAAACAAAAAGCUGAGGAGGAAAAGAAAAGGAGAGAGGAGGAGAGGAGACGAAUCGAGGAAGAAAAGCUUAGAAGAGAGCAAGAGCUGAGAGAAAAACAAGAGAGAGAAAGAAAACAAAAAGAGGAAGAGGAGAAAAAACUGAUGGAGGAAAAAAGGAAGAGAGAGGAAGAAGAAAGGAAACGAAAAGAAGCUGAGGAGAAGAAAAGGAGAGAGGAGGAGGAGAGGAAACAAAUUGAGGAAGAAAAACUUAGAAAAGAGCAAGAGCUGAGAGAAAAACAAGAGAGAGAAAGAAAACAAAAAGAGGAAGAGGAGAAAAAAAUGAUGGAGGAAAAAAGGAAGAGAGAGGAAGAAGAAAGGAAACGAAAAGCUGAAGAGGAAAAGAAAAGGAGAGAGGAGGAGAGGAGACGAAUCGAGGAAGAAAAGCUUAGAAAAGAGCAAGAACUAAGAGAAAAACAAGAGCGAGAAAGAAAACAAAAAGAGAUGGAGGAAAAGAGUAAGAGAGAGGAAGAAGAGAGGAAACGAAAAGAAGCUGAGGAGAAGAAAAGGAGAGAGGAGGAGAGGAAACGACUUGAAGAAGAAAAACGUAGAAAAGAGCAAGAGUUAAGAGAAAAACAAGAAAGAGAAAGAAAACAAAAAGAGGAGGAGGAGAGGAGACGUCAAGAUGAACUGAGGAGAGAACAAGAGAGGAAGAAAAAACAAGAAGAAGAAAUGAAAAAGAAAAUGGAGGAAGAAAGGAGAGCGGAGGAGAAAAGACAUCUUGAACGAGAAGAAAAACUUAAAAAAGAAAACGAACAAAGAGAGAAGGAAAGAAUUCGACAAGAGGAGGAGAGAAAGCGAGCGAUGGAGGAGAAAAGACUGAAGGAAGAAAAGGAGAGAAAAGAAAUGGAGGAAAAGAGGAAGAGAGAGGAAGAGGAAAGGAAACGAAAAGAAGCUGAGGAGAAGAAAAGGAGAGAGGAGGAGGAGAGGAGACGACUCGAGGAAGAAGAAAAACUUAGAAAAGAGCAAGAGCUGAGAGAAAAACAAGAGCGAGAAAGAAAACAAAAAGAAGAAGAGGAGAAAAAACUGAUGGAGGAAAAGAGGAAGAAAGAGGAAGAAGAAAGGAAACGAAAAGAAGCUGAGGAGAAGAAAAGGAGAGAGGAGGAGGAGAGGAGACGACUGGCGGAAGAAAAACAAGAGAGAGAAAGAAAACAAAAGGAGGAGGAAGAAAGGAGACUUCAGGAAAAACUGAGGAAAGAGGAAGAGGAGAGGAAAAAACAAGAAGAGGAAAUUAAAAGGAAAAUGGAGGAGGAGAGGAGACGACUUGAGGAAGAAAAACUUAAGAGAGAAAUAGAAAUGAAGAGACAACAAGAGGAGAAAAUACGCCAAGAAGAACUGAGACGUGUAGAGGAAGAAAAACUUAAAAAAGAGAAAGAGCUCAGAGAAAAACAAGAAAGAGAAAGGAAACAAAAAGAGGAGGAAGAGAGGAGACGACUUGAGGAAGAAAGACUUAAAAAAGAGAAAGAGCUUAGAGAAAAACAGGAAAGAGAAAGAAAACAUAAAGAGGAGGAAGAAAGGAGACGUCAAGAAGAACUGAGGAGAGAACAAGAGAAGAAAAGACAGGAAGAGGAAAUGAAAAAGAAAAUGGAAGAAGAGAAAAAACGUUUGGAGAAAGAAAAAGAAGAAAGAAAAAGAAAGGAGGAAGAGGAGAGAGUGAGGAGGGAAGAGGAGAAAAGACAGAAAGAACAAGAGAGGAAGAAACACGAGGAGGAAGUGAAAAGACGGCUGGAGGAGGAAAUAAAGAAGGAGAGACGACGGCAACAGGAAGAGGAACUGAAGAAGAAAAAGGAGGAAGAGAUGAGACAAAUUGAGGAAGAAAGAAAAAGAAAAGAAAAGCAGGAGAGGAAACGUCGGGAAGAAGAGGAGAGAAAAGCAAAAGAACUACAAAUGGAAAGAGAGAAAGACGAAGCGAGGAAAAGGACGGAAGAGCUAAACAGGAAACAGGAAGCUGAGAGGAUGAGUAGAAAAAUGGCCGCGGUUUUGAAUGAGGAAGAUCUCAACAAAUCGGACGAAGAUAAACAGAAGAUGAGAGGUUUACCUUUUAGUUUGAUCGACACUACGUCCAAAGUCACGCAUAAACCUCCUCUCGCCGUAAAAGCCCCUCCAAGUGCCCUCUCAGCUUCACGCCUCCCUCCUCUGGACAAACCCAGCAUUACGUCUGAGCCUCCCAAAAGCUUCAGCCAAUCACAGGACUCCAAAGAGCGUCUUGAACAUCCCUCUUCCACAAAGUCAUCCUCAAUCUCAAACAAAAUUCCAACUUCCAAAACCCCUCCAAGUACAACAAAGCAAAUUGUUCAAGUUCAAGAGAAAUCAUUGCCUGCAGAUGCCAUGGCUACAGUACCAGCUCCACAAAAGCUAGCAGUGGCUGAAAUCCCUUUGUGGAAAAAACUGGAAGAAAAAACAGAGGCAGAAACUGAAAAAGAAACCACCAUGGAAGUUAUUGCACCAGAUCUAAAAGAUUUGAGAAGAGGAAUGAACGAUUUGAAGACAGAAUCUGAAAUAAAACCAGCUGUACAGGCUAAAAUACCAGAAAGCAUUUUGCCUAUUCAACCAACUGCCCCAUUGGUUAAAGAGGAACCAAAGAGACCUAGCGUUGAACCAGCAACCCAGCCGGAACCCUGCCCCAAACCAAGUACAGAACACAUUGCUCUAGACCUGGCGCCACUUCUUCCUUCAAAAUUACAAACAGACCAAGUCCCACAGGCGAGCUCACAACAGGAUACAACCAAUGUAGAAGUGAAGGACAAUGAGAAGCCUGUUUUGGAGGCAGAGAAACAGCUUUGGGGCAGAGUGGAGGAAAGCACUGCAGAGACAGAGAGAGACAGAGAGAGGAGCUGUACCGAAAAGAAGGGUGUGACUGCAGGAGUUACUCAAGCAACUUCUGUCCAGCCAAAAAUGGGAAUCAAUGAAAAACCACCCCAUAAAGCAACUUCAAACUCCACUAUCCCUGAUGAGGAUGCCUUUGCUGUUGCGAUUUCACCUCCCAAAGACUUCUGUGACACCGUAGAGGGUCAAGCUUCAACCAAAAAACAAGAUCCUUCCAAAGAGACACUUAGUUUUGUUGCAAGUCUUCGCCUAGCUGCAAGUGAGAAAGAAAAAGAACAACUUGAGCAGGAGAAACUGAAAAAAGAGGAAGACAUUUUAACAAUACAGGAACAAAACAAAACAAAAGAGAAACAUGCCAAAGAUGGAGUUAAAGAAAAUACAAAGAAAACUGAACCAGUGCAAAAGAAAUUAAACAACUUCCCCCCUUUGAGAGAGGCUGAACUGCAUGAUAUAACUGUUGAAAAGCAACCAUGUAAAGACCAAACAGCAACGAGAUCUGAUGUUAACCUGCCAAAUCAGACUGUUUCCAAAACUGACAAUGCCCCUUCAACAAAGCCAAUGACCAAAGCAGGAAAUUCUGUGACAAAACCCAAAAAUGUCCCAUCUGGUGCUAUUCCAGUGUGGAUGAAGCAAGAGGAAGAUGAGGGGGUAGAGUAUGAGACAGGGCAUGAAGAUUUGGGGUCCGUUUGGCUGGCAGAGCUGUACAUGGACAGGACUGCAGGGCCCAAAGUCAAACUAUCAGAAAACACUGAUGGAUUACAGAAGACAUCGCUCCCAGAGAAGACACUUAAUUGUCCAUCUCAAAAUGGCAACCACAUUUCCAAAACAAAAACGGUUGUAGACAGCAGUCCCUCUCCCUCACAUACAUAUGAAAUAUCAACAUCCAGACUUCCAACGUUAAUAGAAGAGGAGACCCCAGAAGUGAAAACUAAGUCCACAAGUGCAGGGACAGUGGUUAAAAAAGAAGCAGAUGGAAAGGAGCACCCAAAAGAGGACCUGGUGAACUCGAGUCAGUCUCUGCUGCAGUGGUGUCAGGACAUCACCCAAAACUACAGAGGGGUCAAAAUCACCAACUUCAGCACGUCCUGGAGGAACGGACUCGCCUUCUGUGCCAUUUUGCACCACUUCCACCCAGAGAAAAUUGAGUUUGAUAAAUUGGAUCCUCAUGAUAUCAAGAUCAACAAUAAGAAGGCAUUUGAUGGUUUUGAGUCCGUGGGUAUCUCUCGUCUCCUGGAACCGCUGGACAUGGUGCUGCUGUCUGUCCCGGACCGGCUCAUCGUCAUGACGUACCUGAGUCAGAUCCGCUCCCACUUCACCCACCAGGAGCUAAGCGUGCUGCAGAUCGAACACAACAGCAGCCAAUCCAGCUACGGGCUGCCCCUCUCUGGCCCUGCCCCUUCCCAAACAGACGCUGAGGCCUUCUGCAUGGCCCGGCUCAACGAGGGGGGCAGUCUGGAGGAGGGAGGGGGAGCACUGGUCGUCCCACCACCCAGAGCCAAGAAAGUGGGCAAAGGGGAAGAUUCAAAAACCCCAGUUGCACCUCCCAGGGCCACUAACAAAACAGUCAAAUCUCAGCAGGAUGAAGAUACAAGCAAGAGUAUAGAGCAGCAAAGUAAAACUGAGAUAGAGGCUCCUAAACCAGCAGAGGAGACUAUGCGACUUCAGGACACCAGUCAAUACGUCCUGAGUGAACUGUCCGCUCUGGAGACGGAGCAGAAACACAUUGACAGCAGAGCGGCCGUGGUGGAGAGGAGACUGAGGAGCCUCAUGGAAACUGGAAGCGAUCGGGAUGAAGAAGAGCGUCUGAUCCAGGAGUGGUUUACUUUAGUGAACAAGAAAAAUGCACUUAUACGAAGACAAGAUCACCUUGAACUCCUACAAGAGGAGCAGGACUUGGAGAGGCGGUUUGAACUACUCACCAGAGAACUACGGGUCAUGAUGGCCAUUGAAGACUGGCAGAAAUCCUCAGCUCAGCAGCAGAGGGAACAGCUGCUUCUUCAGGAGCUGGUGUCUUUGGUGAAUCAGCGAGAUGAGAUUAUCAGGGAUAUAGAUGCCAAAGAGAGAGUGGCUCUGGAGGAGGACGAGCGACUGGAGCGCGGUCUGGAGAUGAGGAGGAGAAAAUACAGCAACAAAGACAAAUGUGUUCUUCAGUGAAAUCUGUGCUUGUUUGCCAUGGAGACUGUUCUGACAAUUCAAUUCCAUUCUGUCUUAAAUUAAUAGUAUUAUUUUAAUUUGUAUAUUAUUUAUUUCAAAAUAAUGCUGUGUUUCUUUUGCACAUAGAUUUAAGUGUGUCUUAUUGUUCAGUAUUUAAAAUGGUUUUGUAUUGAAAAUAUGGGAUUUAGAAUUUUGUUUUAAGAUUUUUUUUUUCAGUGUUUAACUAGUGCACUCCAAGAGAGAAGAGAAAAUGCCAUAAGAAACUGUUGAGGCUGUUUGUACAUUCUGCACACUCACUUAUAUAUGGCCUACAUUUUGAAAGUGGUCUUACAAAGGUGAUGAACAGAAAAAAAUAAAUAAAUACAACUCUUUAAAUAAAUAUUGAGCUGGACUCAAAAUUUUAAUUUGUUAUAGGCCUAAUAAUUGUGGUGGGGAAUGUAAUUGUCAAUAAAGUAUCUCUAUGAGUGGCUCAAUUUCUAGUUCUUUUGCACAAAUUACCACACGUGCCUUCUAAAAUAGUAUGCAGUUUUGAUGUGAAAAAGAUGUAUAGAGGUUUUGUGUGCUGAGUGUUUUAGAAGAUGGUACACUGGUUUUCAGACGCCAGUCAUGUUUAAUAUAUUUAUAUCUGUGCAGUGAGAGGAAUGUGGAUGGUAAAAAAAAAAAUUAAAAAUAAAAAAGUUUCAUUGCUAAA